CAACGGAGGCAAAUGUUGACACAUCAUUCAUACAUACAUGUAUUUAUGUAUGCCAGAGGUGUCAAACAUACGGCCCACGGGCCAAAACCGGUCCUCUAGGGCAGCGGUCCCCAACCUUUUUUGUGAAUCUGGUCAUUUUUCAAAAUUAAAAAAUUGUCCAGAAUCAGAUAAUAAAUAGAACAGAAAUAAUGUAAGUUAUGCAUUCUUUCUGUGCGGCCCGGUACCAAUCGACCAACAGACGGGUGCCGGUUCCAGACCCGGGGGUUUGGGUACCGCUGCUUUAAGGUGUUUAAUCCGGCCCGCUUGAGAAUUUAUUUCAUUUUUUUUUUUUGUAAAAUUAUAUUUCAUUAAAUAUGAGUAAAUUAUAAUAAAUAUCUAAUAUACUUGUACUUCUUUGCAUGAAAACAAAGGGGGUUAUGAUUGUACUGCUCCGGUCAAACUGAUAUUUACAGUACAAGGGGGCAAAGGUUGGAUGGCAUUAAGUAACUGACUCACAACCCGUUUUUGCUAGCCAACACCUCAUUCUGUGGAGCCUUUUAUUCUCUUUUAUUAUGAAAGAUAAACUCACUCCCGCCCCGAUCUUUCUGAUCUUCUCCAAUGUUUCCUUGUACAAUAGUUGUUAAAUUCACUUAAAUCUUUCAGUGGAAAUCAAUCAUCUAGGUAAAUAAAAUUUUAGCUCAUGCGUGGGUAAGAAGAAAAUGUCAUCAAUUACAGAUGCUUGUCCUGUAUUCACAGUGUGGGCCUUUGUGCCAUUGUGCUUUACAACAAGGAACAAAGUUCAGUUGCUGCGUUGGCUGCGUCCGGGAAAUAGGUGAACAAAAGUUCAUUACAGCCUCUGUGGGAACACAGGUUAAGAUGAAGCCGAGUUGCGGACAAACGGUCCUACUGCUGUGGUCCUCUGCAGUAAUUCUCUACUCUGCAGCCUUUGACAUAAUGGAAACGGCUGAGGGGGUAGACUUUUCCAACAAGUCCCUGCAGGCGAUUCCUCUUAACGUCAACUGUUCUGUUAGUAAGCUGGUGAUUGACCAGAAUUUGAUAACUUUAAAUGAAACGGACCGGAAAGCCCUAGCCAGUUAUCCUGAACUGACAGAACUUUACUUGGAUGAAAACAUGGUGACUGCAAUACCAGCCGAGUACUUCUCAGUGGUACCAAACCUCACAGUUCUGUCCCUCUCCAGGAACAAAAUAAGUAGCCUUGAUCCUGAAGCUCUGUCAGGCCUUGGUAAUCUGAAGGAGCUGGACUUGUCCGAUAAUCUGCUGACUAGCCUACCCACAAACUUUACCAGAGGGAUAAACACACUAAAGGUGCUGAGGCUAGACGGAAAUGCCUGGAAUUGUUCCUGUCCUCCACUGCUUGGCAUUUACGAGGUCAUCGUGGCCAACAUUAUCCUUGGAGAACAAGUCACCUGUGCUUCUCCAGAAAACCAGAACGGAAAGAAUCUGUCAAUUGCUGCAGCCGCAUGUUACUCAUUACCAUCAACCACCUCUACAACUAUAUCACAAACAACACCAAUCACCACGGUGACCACUCAACAGCCUUGGACGUCUUCGGUACCGGAGACCACACAGUCGUCCACUACUAACCAGAGUCGAAUCACAGACCAGACGGCUGUGGCGGGAAACUCGUGGAAGUUCACAGCUUCCGUUUUGGCCUUGGCGCUGACUACCACCAUUCUGAUCGUAUGUGCCAUCAAGGGGCCGUCCUUGUACAGGCUUUACCACGACUACCGCCAUCAGCGGCUCGGGGAGGACUUCGAGGACGAGGAAGACAACGUUGCGUCGACAGACUUCCCGCGGUUCCAGCUCAGCCACAAGACGUUCUCCUUUACGCAAGACAGCUGGCAAGUGGACGGAGAGGAGGAUGAGGAGGAGGUGUAUUUUGAGGAUCCGUACGUAAGAAGAGAUGAGAGACAAGAAGUAGGUGCAAAUGUGGCAGGACCAUAAGAAAACCCCCGUAGAAAUUUGGACAUUUCGCCUCUAACAAAGACAAGAUCUCUCUGUUACACAUACAUUUAGGUUCAUUUGUUCACAGAUGCAACAAAAACCUCUGAGAUAAAAAAAAAAGAAUCAAAUCAUUUAGGAUUUUAUUGUUCCCACUAAUAUGAAUUAGAAACUCAUACUGAUAGUUUGUAGUGGCUUUCAAGAUUUGAAUUUUUGUUGUUUGUUUGUUUGGUUUAAUUACCAUAAUUGAUUUCAUUUAUACUAUUUCCACACCUGAAUAUAAGCCGCACCCAGAAAAGAAAAAAAAAAGUACAUAUAUAGGCCGCACUUCUCUAUAAACCACAGGUGUCCAACUUGUAA
This is a messenger RNA of Cynoglossus semilaevis (tongue sole), 2301 nucleotides long. Its product is annotated as leucine-rich repeat-containing protein 19. The coding region runs from base 715 to 1944 and encodes 409 amino acids. Gene Ontology annotation, cellular component: plasma membrane. Gene Ontology annotation, biological process: interleukin-8 production; positive regulation of non-canonical NF-kappaB signal transduction. The record is from RefSeq and is a predicted model, not a curated record. The transcript has 7 exons. NCBI's taxonomy places the organism in Eukaryota, Metazoa, Chordata, Actinopteri, Pleuronectiformes, Cynoglossidae. Gene Ontology annotation, molecular function: signaling receptor activity; protein binding.